AUGACGACAUCUUCAGAAACACAGACAGUACAGAAGACACCCUCUGAAGAUAUGUCAGCAGCUCUUUGCUGUUUCUACACAGGACUUAGCCUCGAUGGCUUCUGGAAGCUCGUGACGACAGUGAGUCUGGCUGCCCAGACUACCAUCACAAUGAAUGUGGGUGAUCAAGUAUUGUUGACCCUAAUGAGGCUACGGCUCGGGUUGUUGUACUUUGACCUGGCAAUACGGUUUGGCAUCUCACUUGCCCAAGCAGGAAAAAUAUUCCGAGAAAUGCUUGGUAUUCUAAGUGGCAUAAUGAGGAAAGUUGUAGUGUGGCUACCAUUAGAGACAAUUCUUGCAACUACGCCGUCACAGUUUACGUCUAGUGGAUAUGGCAACACCAGCUGCAUCAUCGACUGCACAGAGGUUCCAAUGCAACGGCCCAAGAGGAUUUAUUCGAGAGGGCAAACCUACAGCCACUAUAACAGCUGCAACACCAUGAAGUUUUUGGUGGCCAUCGCACCAAAUGGAUUUAUCAUGUUCGUCUCACAUGCAUAUGGUGGGCGUGCUUCCGACAAGUUCAUUGUAGAAGAUUCCGGGUUUGCAAACUACUUAUACCAGGAUCAGGAAGUCAUGGCCGACAGGGGAUUUGCUCUAAAUAACUCAAUGAAAGAAAAGGGAGUCAAGCUGAAUAUUCCAGCUUUUUCAAGAGGCAAGAGCCAGUUUUCUGAGGCAGAAGCGACAGUGUCCAGGAGAAUUUCUAGACUGAGAAUCCAUGUUGAGCGUGCGAUCAAUCGCAUCAAAGUAUACAGGAUCCUGAAGGGUGCACUUCCAAUCACUCACAAGAAGUUAAUGAACAAUAUAGUUGCAGGCCUGUGCAGGCCUGUGGACCCUUGA
Molecule: messenger RNA, 876 nt
Organism: Ornithodoros turicata
Lineage: Eukaryota; Metazoa; Arthropoda; Arachnida; Ixodida; Argasidae
Exons: 1
Coding region: 1-876 (291 amino acids)
Source: RefSeq, a predicted model, not a curated record